CAACAGUGAUCAAAGGUGACAUUUAAACUGUCAGUUUGACGAAAUAUGUUGGGUGGUUUUUAGCGUUUGUUGAUCGCUGACUUAAUAUCGAAUUCAAUGGAUUUGAUACGCGACAGUGGUCAAAUGUUUCCUCUUCAAUGGCUAUUUUUGAGCAACAAACAGUCAACAAGGUUCUAUUAGAUGACACAGAGCCUCUAACAUGCGUCAUUGAAAAUUGGCGAAACGUCAAUGGACACACGGAGUUUGUGUUGAGAGUGCACCGUGGUCCGUUUUCGGAUAAGACUUGGCGCGUUAGCAAGAGAUACAAUGAUUUCCACAAGUUGCACAGCUAUUUGCAAACCUCAGGGAUCCCCUUGGAGUUUCCCCCGAAAAAGCUUAUCGGGAAUAUGGAACCGCACUUUAUUAGUGAAAGACAGCAAAGUUUACAGAAAUAUUUGAAUGCAGUCCUGAUGAAUCCCAUAUUAGUGUCGUCACUUCCUGCAAGAUCUUUUGUAGAUCCUGCAAAUUAUUGUCAACCUUUUGGGGAGUUGGCAUUGCAGCAUGUAUCCUUGGCCCUGCGCGGCGAAGUUGGCUGGGAAGUAUCGGGACCACUCACCGAGAUCGGAUGGCGCCUGCGCAAACACUACUACCAAGUGCGCCUGAAAUCCAUGCCGAAAGUCGAAUUUUUAGGCGGCUGGACCGACUAUGGCCCCGACAAGCACUUGGACGACAAGGACAUGCACGCGGUUUUUAAAUGUUUGUCUCAACUGCAACAUCCGUACAUUCAACCGAUCGAACUGUGUCUGUGUACUGACGUGGGUGGGUUAGCGAUACGUAAGAGUUUAAAGGGGGGGAGUGUUAGGGAUGCCUUGUGUCAAAGCAAACCGCAACAAUCCUUUUUGAAGAAAUACGGAAACCCCAAAGGUCAUAAACCUCUCGGGGUUGAGUUGGUUAAGUUAUACGGCCGCCAAAUACUAGAAGCUCUAAAGUUUCUACACGAAAAAGGCUUACCUUACGGCCAUUUACACACUGGAAACGUUUUUAUCGAAGAAAAUAACUUACGCAUACGCCUAACAGACAUAGAAAACGGCGUACUCGGCGUACCAUCGUUCUACCGCCCAUAUUUCAUGCAACACCGCAAAAUAAACACCAUGGAAGCCAUAGACGUUUACUGUUUCGGCCACACAAUUUACGAAAUGUCGUUCGGAGCCCCUCUACAUGAAAGCACCGCAGAACAAUCCGCCUUCAACGAAGCCUGCGAACCUCUAAAAAGACUUUUAGACUCGAUCCUAUCAGCGGAGGCUUUGAAACAAGGGCUGCCCUCUAUCGAGCAGCUGUUAAAUCACGAGUUUUUUAAGUGUACUGGGCAGACAAGUGCGCAGCAAGCCACCGCUGCGUCGCAGAAGUGUCAUUUGAAAAUCGGUAGCAGUACUAAGGAGAGGUUAAAGCACGCGAUUAAGCUGAUUGAGGAUCGGUUGACGGAUGAGCAGAAGAUGGUGAGGAGUCAAAAGAGGUUGGUUAAGGUACAGGAGAUGAUGAGCUCGGAGGAGGAGAAAAAAAAGCAGCGUAAUAAAUUGAAACAGGAACGACAUAUAGCCAAAGAACGGCAACGCAGCAUGAAAGAGCACCGCCAAGAAUCCAUGGAGAAAACAAACGGCGGCGAGCGAUCCGACAGCGUGAACAGCAGCGCGGCAACGUCGGUAGGCACGAGCACGCCACCGUCCGCGUCGAGCGUGCCCGCAACCACGACCGCCAAUAACACGACUGCAGCUCCUGUGGCUGCACCUCCACCACCACCCCCACCGACAAUGGCGGCGGCGGCGGCGGCUACAUCGCCGCCCCCUGCCAAUGGAGUGGGCAAGGAGAGAACGGCCCUGCUGGGCGCCAUCUGUAAUUUUAACAAGUCCGCUCUGCGCAAGACCAAAGUACCAACCAACUGAUUUUUAUAACGUAAUGACGUCACAAAGCGUAACUUUCCACAUGAGGUCAUUUUCAUGGCAAUCUUGACAAUUUAACUUAGGUCUUUGUUGUCGAAGAAUUGUCAAUGACAAUUUUUUAAUUUGAUUACUUGCUAAUGGGAGUUGGCUAAUUGACGUCGUAUUAAAAAAUAAUUAAUCAAAACCUGAACCCUGCCCUACUUUUCCCUGUGUAAAGUUGAUGUUAUAUCUAUAAAUUUAUGUGUAAAACCAUAUUAAUUGCUUGCAUAUAAAAUUGUUUUUGUUUUUAUUUACAUUGUGGAUAUUUUUAGUACAAAAAUUUUCCUACAUAAACUAGUUUGUGCACAUUUGCACUCAAAUUUCCCUUUUAGGACAGAAUCAGUCAAUCAUCACAUAUUUCAUAAUGAAAUUUUCCACAUUUUAUAUCUAUACGUAAAUAAUUUUCAAUUACUUCAUUUAACCAAGCAAUACAUAAACAAUUACCAAAAAUUAAGACUGAACAUAAAAGUUUUUGCAAAGGUAAGCUUGGUUCAUUAAUUUUUAACAUUGUAAGCUUUAAAUAAAUUCCAUAUUAUUAGCUUAGACAAAAGAGGAAGUAGACGGGAACUCGCCUCCUCAUCUCCCAACUCUUUGUAAGUUAUUUGUAUUGUGCUUCUGCAUGUAUUUUAUAUCAUGGUCGUGCGCAGGAUUUUCUCAUAGGGGGGUUAAAUUAUUAAAUUGUAAAAAAUAAAAUAAUAGCACUAAAUUAAAAAAAUGCAACAGCUGGGAUAUUUUUUCAGGGUACCCAGAAACUAUUAGCCAAUUUUCUGUUUUUUAAUAAAAUUGAUAAAAUCGCUUGGGUUUAUUGUUCAAAAAUAAAAUAUUGCAAAUUUUAAGCCAUCUCCAAGGCUGUUUAACUCAUUCAUUCAAAAGAUAUGGUCAAAAAGUUCAAGAAGCAAAUCUAACGAAAACCUCUUUUUCGUCAUCUAUACAACCGUUCGAGAUAAUCCCCAAAACCCCCCCUUGCGCACGGACCUGUUAUCUAUAGUAUAUAGUUGUUCUUAUUUUUAUUUUUAAUUCCCCUGUACAAAAAUGAAAUUUGAUGUGUAAUAGUAUCUACUUAAAGGAAGUAUGGGUAUUGUUAUGCAGGGUGUAUAUUUAUAUCAUAAAAUAAGACACAAAUCUCCAAUUUUUGACAUUUUAAAAAUUUUCAAUUGUACAUUUUGUUUUAUUGUGCUAACACACCCUGUAUGAAACAUAUAGUGAUUUAUUUAUUAUAAAUGUUGCACUUGUGAUACAUUGCACGAUGACAAAAACAUAAGGGUCCAUAUUAAAUGUUCUACCAAAAAAUAUUUGUCUUGAUAAGAGUAUGUGCGUAUGUACCGUAAUUCUUAACUAAAUAAUGGGGUACUUACAUUUUUUAACAUAAUGAACAUUUUGAUUUAAUCUGAAUUUUAAUUGCAUUAUUCAGAUAUUCUUAGUAUCAAGAUUCUGUUAUGUAAAGAAACGCCAAAAUUUGCCUUCUUGUUUAUAAAAAUAAUUAAAUGUUGAUUUGGCAAAACUGUUUCAAUGUAAAAAAAAGGUAGAUGUGGUAUGUUAGGAAAACUUUUCACUAGAAACUCAUUUUAGGGUAAAAUAUUUUACAGUAUAAAUUAUACUAGGGUAACAUUAAACCAUUUUAACUUCCAGAAAACUAUUUGUAGAAAAAUAAAAAAAACCGAAUAGGUGUCCCAAACAUACUCAGAUAUGGGUAUAUUUGGGUAUGUUUGCAAACAUGGGACUGUUACAAAAUUAAUAGACGCAUUCAAAUUUUCCCUUUAUUAAAGAAAUUCAACUAACCGCAGGUACAUUUACAGAAAAACGUUUAAAUUUAGGGGGUAAGUACAUUUAGGUACUUUAGGUAAUUAAAAAUAAAUGCAACUUUCGCAAAAAACCAUAGCAGUUUUUUAUAUUGCAAAAUAAACAUAAUAUCAACAGUUAAUUGACCAAUAUAGUGAACAUCAUAGGAUUUGGUAGCCAUAGCCGUUUACUUGACUUGUCUUAAUGAUUUUUUGCUUGUUUGAUUUUGUUUUUCUCCGGAGUCAGUUAAAAUCAGGCUUUUUUAUGGUUUUCUGGCAGAGUUGGGACCAAGCUCAGGAUUAAUUAUCUAAGAUGCUUCCCUUGUCUCUUCUCUUAACUAACUCUUAAUUAUAAAUUGCACGACUAAAAUAUGUAUUAUCUUUAUUAGGGGGGCCAGCCUUCAGGGGUGCUGCACAGAACUUGUUAAUUUAGUGUUAUAACAAAAUUUGUUGUGGGUCCCAUGUCUAAUAACUGAGAUAUGACAUAUGCAAAAUCCACCAGCCGCCACUGGCCAAGAGUUACAUAUUUAAACGUUAUUCUGAUUUGUACACUGUCCCAGACUUACCUAGGUCCCACAUCUCCCCUGCAUUAAAAAUUUAACAACCCUUUUCUAAACAAGUUAAACAUAGAUCUGUAAAAUAUUGUUUACCUACCUGUUUGUAAAUGUGCCUUUUCCAAAAAGUACCAUUUCUCAUUCAGAAUCAAUCAAUCAAAUUUGAGAAAAAAUUGUGCCAAUUAUUUUUUUUCGUUAUUUUGCUUGUAAUAUACACUGUGUCCAAAGUUCACCAUUGCUAUUAGUUAAACUAAGUUACUAUUGGAGCUACAAAGGACGUUCAAUUGUUUUCCUGAUUUCAUCAUUUCAAUCAGAAGAAAAAAUGACAUUUUUUUUGCUAAUUUAACUUUGUAGAUCCAAUAAUAACGGAGCAAUGGUGAGCAGAUAACUUUGGACACCGUGUAUGGCGGCAAAUUUUAAUAAAAAUUAUUCCUAUUUUAUUGUAUGUAACUAGUCAUCAUCUAUAAAUUUAUACUAUAGCUCUUUGUAUAAAAAUUUAUGUAAAAUUUUAGGUUUAAGAAUCAUUAAAAUAAAAUAAUCAAUUACCCAA
Brassicogethes aeneus is the source of this 4837-nucleotide messenger RNA. The record is from the annotation of a GenBank genome assembly. NCBI's taxonomy places the organism in Eukaryota, Metazoa, Arthropoda, Insecta, Coleoptera, Nitidulidae.